UACCUCCGAAAAACCCAACCAGUGAGGCACCUCCAUUGAAGGCGUUCCCGACCUCCAUUCCCUCUCUCUCUUUCCACUUCGUCUUCCCCAAACUCCAUUCCCUCUCUCUCGCCACUACGAAAGUCCGAGAACCCACUUCGUGUUCGUGUGCAUCCAAUCGACUAACCCACGAAGGAAACCCACAACCCAGUCGAGGACGACAAAACCCAUGAAACAACCACCACAAAAUCCAGUCGACACCCAUCACCGUCCUCAAUCGACACCCACUUCAGUCAAAAAGAUGGCUCCCAGACUCAUAAUUCCAGCACCUGAGCAUUUUACUGGACGCGUUACUUACAGAGGCACCGAAACUUUUGCAAAAAUAAAGUCUCGGUUUGAGGAGUACAACUUGAAUAAUACGGCGAAGGAAAGCCGUUUCAGCAACUUUUGGAAUGCCGUACCCUUGACAUUCUCCUCGGUGUUAUUUCACCAGCUUAUGCUCCACAAAAUGAAGGUAGAUGCCCAGGAGGAGUUGAGGAUGCGGUUUUACAUUGGUCGGAAGGAGGUCAGAUUCGGAGUGCUUGAGUUUGCACUCAUUACAGGACUGGACUUCUCAUCGGGGCCAACAGAAGAGGAGAAGGCUGCGCAGGUUGCUCGCUCAGGCUCAGACCGAUUGAUCAACAAAUAUUUCAACCGGUCUGGUAGUGUGAAGACAGAAGCACUCCAAGAUAGGUUCACAAACUGUUAGAACCCGGAAGACUUGUACAAGCUCGGCUUGUGCUUGUUUGUGAAGUCAGUGCUUCUGGGGCACGAGGCUAACGCGCUGAUUACUCCUGACAUACUUAGAUAUGUCGAAGACCUCGAGUUCUUCUUCCGGAUUCCUUGGGGGAAGCACUCAUUUGCCAGACUCAUGCACUCGCUUCAAAAAGAUAUGUUGAAACAGAAGGCCAACUACGAGAAGAAGCUGAGUUCGGAUGUUCAGCACGAGUGCAAAUACACAGCAUAUGGCUUCGUACCUGCAGUACAAUAUUGGGCGUACGAGGCCAUUUUAGAGGUAGGGAAGAGGUAUGGCAUGAAUCACGAGAUUCGGUUCCCCAGGAUGCUUAGCUGGACAAGCAAGGGUGAUAUUGGGAAGAAAGAAGUUAGCGCAUUAUUUUCUAGACGGGUAUGAAUUUCACUUAUGUUCAGAGUUAUUAUUUAACAUAAAUGCUUGUAAUAAAUGCUAAAUGGUUCUAUUUUGAUAUUUUUUUGAACCAUAAACAGAAUCUUGAAGUGGU
This is a messenger RNA of Cannabis sativa, 1256 nucleotides long. RefSeq lists its product as uncharacterized. Bases 209 to 727 code for a protein of 172 amino acids. NCBI's taxonomy places the organism in Eukaryota, Viridiplantae, Streptophyta, Magnoliopsida, Rosales, Cannabaceae. The record is from RefSeq and is a predicted model, not a curated record. The transcript is spliced from 2 exons.